GAGCCGAGCGGAGCCAUGACUCACCAGACCGGCAUCCACGCCACCACAGAAUUAAGGGACUUUUUUGCCAAAGCCCGGAAUGGUUCAGUUCGGCUCAUCAAGGUCGUCAUUGAGGACGAACAGCUCGUGCUGGGAGCCCACAAAGAGCUGUCCCGGCGUUGGGACACCGACUAUGACACUUUGGUGCUGCCCUUGCUGGACGAGCAGCAGCCCUGCUACGUCCUGUACCGCCUGGACAGCCAGAACGCCCAGGGCUACGAGUGGCUCUUCAUCUCCUGGUCCCCCGACAGCUCCCCGGUCCGGCUGAAGAUGCUGUACGCUGCCACCAGAGCCACUGUGAAGAAGGAGUUUGGCGGGGGGCACAUAAAGGACGAGAUGUUUGGCACAGUGAAGGAGGACGUGUCCCUGAGUGGUUACCAGAAGCACGUGUCCUCCUGCUCUGCCCCUGCCCCGCUGACCGCCGCCGAGCAGGAGCUCCAGCAGAUCCGCAUCAACGAGGUGGAAAUGGCACAGGGGACAUGCCUUCCCUGUGCUCCAGCAGAGGUGGUGCAGCUCCCUCCUCCGGGCACGUCCGUGUGUCCCUCCCCUUCUGCUGUCACACGAGUCCCCCUCCCUGUGUGGGUGCCAUUGACAGUGUGUCUCCUCUUCCCACGCUCGCAGGAUUCCUGCUCCCAAGGCUCGAGCACUGAGAUGAUGGUGGGGGGCUGUUGCUGCUGCCCAUCGCUGGUAGAGUACCCCGAGCCUGAGGAGGUGAAGACGGAGAUCAGCGUGGAGAGCAAGCACCAGACGCUGCAGGGCCUGGCCUUCCCCCUGCAGCUGGAUGCCCAGCAAGCCAUCCAGGCUCUCAAGCAGAAGAAAAUCAACUACAUCCAGCUGAAGCUGGAUCUGGAGCGGGAGACCAUCGACCUGGUGCACACGAGCCCCACGGAGAUCACUGACCUGCCCAAGAGGAUCCCCCAGGACUCUGCUCGCUACCAUUUCUUCCUGUACAAGCACUCACACGAGGGAGAUUACCUGGAGUCCGUUGUCUUUAUCUACUCCAUGCCUGGGUACAAGUGCAGCAUCAAGGAGCGCAUGCUCUACUCCAGCUGCAAGAGCCGGUUGCUGGACACUGUGGAGCAGGAGUUCUGCUUGGAGAUAGCCAAGAAGAUCGAGAUCGACGACGGGGCCGAGCUGACGGCGGAGUUCCUGUACGAGGAGGUGCACCCCAAGCAGCACGCCUUCAAGCAGGCCUUCGCCAAGCCCAAGGGGCCCGUGGGCAAGCGGGGACAGAAGCGGCUGAUCAAGGGCCCGGGCGAGAACGGCGAGGACAGUUAGAUCCCGCGGGCGGCGCUGAACGGACACCAUCCCUGCGGCGCUUCCCGCCUUCCUCUCCGCUGACCUGGGGAUCUUUCCCUCCAUCUCAGCCGUUUUUUGGUUUUUUUACCUUUUUUUUUUUUUCCUGUUUCAUUCCUUUUUUUAAACAUCUGGAUGGCUUGUUGCACCUGGGGGCAGAGCGGUGGGGAGGGUUCGGGGUGGUCGCUGGUUCUUUUCCUCGUGUCCUUGCGCGAGCCCCGGGGCUGCGGCGGGAGGACGGGAGCAGCAGAGCCGUGUCCCCAGCCUUGCUCCUGUCCCCCUCAGGGUCACAGCCGCUGCUCUCGGUGUCCCCUGGGUGACUGAAGGACACACUCACCUGAAAGCUGCUCUAUGCAAAGGGAAGGGGGUUGGGGAUUCCUGUUUGAGAAGAGAAAAUGCUUCUUUCCCUGCCCCCCCAGCCUCCAGAGUUUGCUCCCCUGUCCCACUCUUGGUGUGCACGGCCCCUCUGCCCCAGGCUGGAGCGAUCCCGCACCCCCCCAGGGUGUGGGCAGGACCCCCUGUGGGGUGGGCUUUGCUUCCUGUGGGAUGGGAGUUUCUCCCUGCAGAGAGCCAGGCAUCGGGAGGUGCAAGCUCCCCACUGAGUCCUGAGCUCAGCCUGGACCUGGAGAAAGGUGACUCUGCCUUUGGGUGAUGUUUGCAUCUCCUUUUUGAACUGCUCCAGUAAGGUUUUCCCCCUCAGAAGAAGCUGUUACAGCCCUGACUUAGCCCUAUCCCUGUUUAAGAUGGGAGCUGAGGGGUUCCCGAGCCCUGGUCCCCCAUCUCCAUUCCCCAGCCCCCAGCAUUACCUUACCCCCAGGUUCUCAGCUGGGUCUCUGGGCUGGGGCAGCCCCAUGUCUCAAUAAUCACAUGGGCUACUCCAAAUACCUGUGUGGAGGAGCAUGGCAGCCCCUGUGUGCCCCUGGGGAUGUCCCCAGCCACCAAGGGCCAUCGUCAGCUCCACGGUCCGAGCUUGGCACUGUGAUUUGGGCUGCACUGGGGGCCUGGGGGGAGAGCACCUUGCUGCUGGGUACCAGUGAGGGCUCAAGAGCCACCUGCCUCCCUGAGAGGAUGGAAAAGGAGUCAGUGAAACCUGCCCUCUGCUUUCCAGCUGUGGCAGUGAACGUCUAGAUGUUGCCUCGGCCUUGGCGGAGUCAGGGGGUUGAAGCUGGGAGGAGCAGAGCACACUGUACUGAACGCUGUAUUUUCUAAAGAAUAAAGUAUUUUUAAAACA
Molecule: messenger RNA, 2566 nt
Organism: Motacilla alba alba
Lineage: Eukaryota; Metazoa; Chordata; Aves; Passeriformes; Motacillidae
Gene: TWF2
Product: twinfilin actin binding protein 2
Biological process (GO): barbed-end actin filament capping; actin filament depolymerization; regulation of lamellipodium assembly
Cellular component (GO): myofibril; cytoplasm; actin filament
Molecular function (GO): actin filament binding; actin monomer binding
Source: RefSeq, a predicted model, not a curated record